UCAUCUCAUGAAUGACUUAACACACUAUUAGUCACAGCAAUCACAACAACACAACAAAAUGUGUUCUCUAUGUUUUUCUGUGUCUCAUCAUCAGACUCCAUUUCUCUUCUCCUAACACGCGCCCUGUAGCACAAAGAGUUUCUAUUCUGGUCCUUCUGGUCAUGUGAGUGUGGGGGUCAGGGGCUUGUGGUCAGGUUUACAGGGCCGCUAUGAGCUCACUGCUGACCCCAUACACAGCAGAUGGCCCUCUCUCUGCAUGCUGGGAUAGGGUAGGGCUCACGACUCACUGUCCUGGAAAGACCCUCACAGUGGAGGUGGAUAUCACACACACACUUCUUCUCAUGUAGCCUCCUUUAGUCAGAAGAGGAAGCAGAGUGAUUGUCCCUGCUUUCAGCCGCUUUACUCUGCUGUGUGUCUUAGUGGAUUUGGUUUCAGAGCAUUGACUUCAAGACUUAAGCACAAGGUCUGACUGGGUGGAGAUCGUGGAGCCGCGCUCGAGGGAGCGCAUGUAUGUCAACCUGCUGACCGGCGAGUGCGGAUGGGAACUACCGCCCGGUGUCCCGGUCCGUCAGUCGGACGGCAACCAGUGGUGGGAGCUUUUUGACAGCAAUAACAAUCGGUUCUACUACUACAACUGCACGAGCCAGCAGACGGUCUGGCAUAGACCUAAAGACAGUGACAUAGUGCCUCUAGCGCAGCUCCAAGCCAUGAAGAGGAGCUCCGAGGACGAGUUUAGGGGUCAGGGGAGGGUUCAGAGAGGUCCGGCGGAUGGCAAGCGGACACCUCAACCUGGACUGGGGUCUUCUUCACUGGAGCAGGAGAGUGGGAGGGAGACGCCUUCGUCCAGGGGUAAAGGAGACAGUCUGGAGAAAAGAAACCAGGGAAAUAGGGACUCCGCUCAAAGAUGGCAGCCUGCUCCUGGAUCCAAGGCUGCCAUGUUGGUGAAAGUUAACAGCAUUGGAAGAAACCAGUCUCUUGGUCCAGCUACUGCCCACCAAUUGCUCCACCUCAACCCCGCCAACACUAGCACUUCACCCAAACCAGGUUACACAGCGCAACUUGACAGAACCGGUCUGCUCAGCAAAAUGGCUGUUCCUGGAGACUCCAAGCAGGGUUACCACCUCAAAAAGGGGGAUGCCAACAUCUGUCUGGUUUUGCCUCCUUCUAACUCUUCCUCUUACUCUGCCCACCAGCGCUCUGGUGCAGGUACAUCUCGCCCCUCCUCUCCUCAGUACGGAGCUACACCCUCAGUGCCCAUCUACGAUGUACCUCCACCAAUGGAUCCCCCCAUUUAUGAUGAACCCCCAGUGGAAAUGGAAGUAGAAGGUGCGCACCACUUACACCGGGUUCCCUACUCCACCAGUCACAGCCUGCAGAGAGGAACCCAGCCUCCUAGACUCCUCCAGUUCCCCAAUUCCAAACACAUCUGCAGCUCUUCAGCUAGUGAGUACAGUCCGGCUGGCCGGGAAUGCAUCAAACACAUGGUGAAUGUGGAUGCAGCUGCAUCCAAGCAUCAGCCCCAGACGUCUAACCCUGUCGAGGGGCCUUCAAAUCCAGCCAGUCCUCAAAUCCAGCCCCAGUCUCCAGUCUCUGCCCAGAUUAAGAAGGAAGUGUCUCUGGAGAAGAAGCAAUCAUGGAGGCUGUUGGAGCCCCGCCACAGCCGUCAAAGCAGUCUGGCCUCUCAGGAGUACCCAGGCUCUGCUGCCGUCACUUACCAGGACUCUGGCUACUCCACAGGGCCGUCCCCAAGUCUGAGAAGGAAGAACCGACGUCAUGCAGCUCUGGGCACUGGGUCGGGUCGACCCGGGUCGGUGGGAAGCAGUGGGGAGUUAAAUGCAUUGAAUGAGAAGCUAAUGGCGGAAAUGAGGGCGGUGGUAAACCGUUCCAAUGCACUUCAUGGAAGCAAGGCCAGUCUGGACACUGAGAUGGGCUCAGAGGCCUCUGGAAGUACUGCCCGCUCCCUGAUCAGUUCACUGAAGAUGGGGGCAAGAGGGGGUGAAUCAAGGGAGGAUGUGACAUCAAGUAACCGGUCACUCUAUAGGGGUGGGGGCAUCAACCACGGUGAUGUCGUGUUGUCAGCACUGGUGACAGAUGGUCUUGGAGGCCGGCAAAAAAGGACAUAUGAGAAAGUGGAUUCACUGGAGAGGAUCAUAACAUCACAGACUAGCUUGUCUUCCCCAGAACCACCAAGGUCACGCUCACAGACAGGAACACUGGAAUCCAACACUCAGCAGGACGUCUCGCCCCAGGACUGUGACCAUGACAGAGCGGGUCGCGGAACUGCCCACCUCAGCCAUAAAAACAACAACAACAGUCCCCCUCCUUCCGUUGGCGGCGGGGGUUCUGGUUACCAGUACCCAUACACCACCCUCUGCAAACCUACACCUGACGUCAACAUGGAGGACUGGGCCAGCAAGAACCUUAACCAGCACACGCAGGGCCUGUUUCGCCGGCGCGUCUCCAUUGCUAAUAUGCUCUCUUGGAACCGUGGCUCCAUUAAGAAACCCAUGCUGGUCACCAGCGACCGGUCUGUCAAAAAGGAAGCCUGCGAGAUGUUCAAGCUGGUCCAGGCCUACAUGGGCGACAGGCCGGCCAGGUUGGACAAACGCCACGCGGCCCUUCAGGUGGUCACGAAGUGCUGGGGGAUGCAAGGCUUGAGGGACGAACUGUACGUGCAGUUGGUGCGACAAACCACCGGAAACUUGAGUUUGAGGAGUUUGGAGGCGGGCUGGGAGAUGAUGGCCAUCAGCCUAGCGUUCUUCUCACCUUCGCCCAAGUUUAGGCGCUACUUGGAAGGCUACAUCCAGCGACACCUUGAGCCCAGUAAUGAUAAGAAAAUACUGCAGCACAUCAUGGAGCGGCAGGACAUAAAAAACAAGAAGCAUUCAAAAUCCAGGAAGAAGAGGAGACAGAACAACGAGGAAGAAGGUCUUCCCAUCAGCACUUACGCAAAGUACUGCUACCGAAAGCUGCAAAAAGUGGCCAUUACUGGGGGCAAGAAGGGUCUGAAGAAGCCCACUCUGGAGGAGAUUGAUCACAGUCGGAACGCCAUCGUGACCCCGUCUCUGUUCGGCAGCGCUCUGGAGGAGAUCAUGGAGAGGCAGAGUGAGCUCUUCCCCGAGAGGAAGCUGCCCUGGGCGCAGGUGCAGCUCUCUCAGUGUGUGCUGGCCCUGGGGGGAGCCCAGACCGAGGGCAUCUUCAGAGUCCCGGGGGAUAUUGAUGAGGUGAAUGCUCUCAAGCUACAGGUGGACCAGUGGAAACUUCCAGACAACCUCUCUGAUCCCAGUGUCCCUGCGUCUCUGUUGAAGCUGUGGUACCGAGAGCUGGAGGAGCCGGUGAUUCCUCAGAGCUUCUACAAGCAGUGCAUCAGUCACUAUGAAGAUCCCGACGCAGCCAUCGGUGUGGUGCAGUCGCUCCCGGAGCUCAACAGACUCGUGCUCUGCUACUUCAUCAACUUCUUACAGGUCUUUGCUCAGCCGGUGAACGUGAGUAGGACUAAGAUGGAUGUGAAUAAUCUGGCGAUGGUCAUGGCUCCAAACUGCCUGCGCUGUCAGUCUGACGAUCCUCGAGUCAUCUUUGAAAACACGCGGAAAGAGAUGUCCUUCCUCCGCAUACUCAUCGUCCACUUGGACACCAGCUUCAUCAAGGGCUUAAUCUGAGAGUUCUUCGUUAUUUUGCGCCAUCUGAGUUUUCCAUCUGAGAAUCCUCUUUAAGCAUCAUAAUAUUAGUUCGGACAAUGUCUAAACUGAUCCAGCUUUGGCUCAAUGUGAAUCAUCCUGACUCUUAUGACUCUUCUUGAAGCCUGACAUUAUUUGAACUGCAUCAAUUGACUCCACAACAAAACAAAUGCACGAGGUUUGUCUUUUGGGGUUUGAUAUUUCUUCUGUCUUUUGUAUUGAUUAGCAGGGAAAUACAUCCAUUGGACAAUCAUAAUAACACACAUGCAAUAUGACCUGCAGCGUAUAUCCUUAAUUUAAUAUGGUAUGAGUGUUCUGAUUAUUUGAUAGGAUGUUUGUAAGCUCAAGUAUGAGUGUGGGGAGAGUUACUGGCUUCAGUUUAUGUUUGCACGGCUGAGUAUAAGCAAGAAGAGCUGAAUUAAUGUUGCAGAGCUGGGGACCACAAAGACAGCUGUGAAAUACUUCACAUGGUGGUCAGAGCUUGAGGUCUGGUGCCUUACGUGAGAACGAUCGCUGAUGUAUAAGAUGAAUAAGUGCCCAUGAACAUAAACACACCCUCCAUGUUUCUGACUCCAAAUGAUCUGGUACAGUCUGACCCUCACAGUACUUUUCCCAGUCGUCCCAUUUGGAAAUAGAAGAUUACACUUCCAGACGUGGUUUGGCUACAUCAAAGAGGAUAAUGCAGGACUAAACUGUAGAAAACUGAACCAGGAACCAGAUUGGAACCAGGAACUGUUCCUCUCCCAAGAUUUCAGUUAAUCCAGCAGCUCCAACAUCUGUGUUUUUCAUAUUUGCCCACAAUGCCCAGGCUGAAUAAAGAGGAGACUUAGGCCAGAACCAUACUCUAAAAGUACUAAAUAUGCAAAUACAAAAACACACCAAGACAUUCAUACUGUUUCUGUUCCACUAAUAUUAAGCAAUUAAAGAGACUAAUGAUCAUUGGUCGAAUAGAUGAAUAGCUCCACCCCAAACUCACGCCAUUGGUUCAGCUGUUACCAUAUCAGCCUUGUAGUCUAAAUGUUUAAACAACAUGUUUACAUUUUUCAGGGGAAUCAAAUUACAAAUGACUUGCAUAUAGUUGUCGCUGCAUUAUUUUGGGAUAUAGGAAAGUACGUAAACCUUGACGAGGAGUUUUGCGUUACUGUUUCCAUACUGAAUUUACCUGAAGUGGAGAUAUAUACCCUUUAUAUAACCCUCUACCCUCAUUCACUAUUUCCUAAAUGAGUCCACUGAUAAAGUCCACUUGAAGAAGUGAACGAACUGGAAGCGGAGUUCAGUUGGUGCUACACUUAAGUGGUUAGCCAUUGAGUGUACAUCAGUCGUACACUUGUUGUUCCAGGCUUUCACAUCAACACUCACAGCAUCUGAACAUGGGGAAAUCACAGUCCAUUCUUGAUCCUUUACUCAAAACUGAACUUCCUUGAUUCAUCUCUGAUUUCCAAUCAAUCACAUUUCCUAUUGAUAUAAUGUGGGAUCCCCAAUAGCUGUGCCUGUGCUUCUGUAUACAGACCUCUCAUCUGACUGAUCGUUGUGUUUAUGAAGCUCAAUGGUGAAAGUAAACAAGCCCCUUCCUUGUUGCACUUCCCCCUCCGUUCCUUCGGCUUCCUGUGGGUCUGUGUCAUCUCUGCAGAGACUGAGACUCCUCCUGCACUCUUACUGUAAAUGAGUUCGUCUUAUUAUUAUUAUUUUUGCUCUCUGUGUGAGAAGACAUCAGUGAAUUAUGGAUGUGUGUUUAAAAUUUGCAUAGUUUCAUAAAGAACUCUGAAAUAAAAUUUGUAAAUUUGUAUAAUUGUA
Carassius auratus (goldfish) is the source of this 5471-nucleotide messenger RNA. RefSeq names its product rho GTPase-activating protein 39-like. The record is from RefSeq and is a predicted model, not a curated record. Lineage: Eukaryota; Metazoa; Chordata; Actinopteri; Cypriniformes; Cyprinidae. The coding region runs from base 507 to 3659 and encodes 1050 amino acids. The transcript is spliced from 10 exons. Gene Ontology annotation, biological process: signal transduction. Gene Ontology annotation, molecular function: protein binding; GTPase activator activity. Gene Ontology annotation, cellular component: cytoskeleton; cytoplasm.